ACGUUGUGGCUGAUGUACGUACAUAGAAGGACAAUUACGAAGUAAUAUUGCAUUAAACACAUCGAAAUUUUAAAUACAGUACUUCGGUAAUGUACUGCGUUGAACACUGUAAUUAUUAAUAUUCGUUAUACCUUUAGUGAUAGAUUCAUACAGUUAUGUAUUACUUAAAGGUUAUGGUUUUUAAUUCUUAAGUGAACUAAUAACUUGCUGAAUAACAUAUUUUUGUUAAAUGUCGCUUUUCAUACCAAUAGAUCAAAAUUGGAAGGGAUGGGAUAAAAAAAUUGUAAUGACGCAAAAUACAGCAUCCUUUAAUUCGAGAAAUGUGCACGAAAAGAUUUCAUUGCCAAGUGGAAAGGAAAACAUUCAUUCCUCUACAAGAAGUAAAAAAUUAAAUGUUACAAGCAAGCUUAGCAAUAAAUCAUGUUGGAAAAGCGCCUGCUCAUCCUUGGAUGGAAAUUUAAAUGUUGAAGUAACUGAUAGCAGUCGUGCGAUUGCUGGCAGCACGAUCAAAGGAACAGGAUUCCAGAUUUUCAACGAUGAUGUUAAUAAUAAUGUUUCCAUAACGUUAAAACGGUGUAGCAAGACAAAGAGCAUGGCUAGAGUGUUUCCUAAUGAUGAUAAUAAUAUUACACAGUUUGCUGCAAGGAGUACCAAUGCACAAAGAUAUGUUUAAGUACGCAAAAACUCAGAAAUUCCCAACACAAAAGUGUCUAAUGUUUCAAAAUUUUUUCUAAAUUAUAAAAAGUGAAUUAAAUAUGUUAUUUGCAAGUGUUGGG
Molecule: messenger RNA, 776 nt
Organism: Ceratina calcarata
Lineage: Eukaryota; Metazoa; Arthropoda; Insecta; Hymenoptera; Apidae
Exons: 3
Coding region: 230-673 (147 amino acids)
Source: RefSeq, a predicted model, not a curated record